AUGGGCCCUGGUCAUCAUCGAGACACACUGGAUGACUACUUUGGUGACUGGAACUGGAAAAAGCUUAUUGGACUGGGCACUUCUAUUCUUAGGAAGGUAAAGGAGGCCAUCCCUGAGCACAAUGAUCAUCAAUGUGACUUUGAAGAAUUAACAUGGUGGCUCAAGCUCGAGUUUCCUGAGCAACUUGCUCUAUGGAAGCAGCAGGUAGAGGACUGGGAAGCCAACUUGACCAAGCCUAAUCCAUUUGAAGUGAAGAAUGAUGGUAUCAUGCAAGCUAGUAUCUGUUACAAUUGGUGA
This is a messenger RNA of Pisolithus orientalis, 297 nucleotides long. RefSeq lists its product as uncharacterized. The transcript has 3 exons. Lineage: Eukaryota; Fungi; Basidiomycota; Agaricomycetes; Boletales; Pisolithaceae. The coding region runs from base 1 to 297 and encodes 98 amino acids. The record is from RefSeq and is a predicted model, not a curated record.